AUGUCCAACCAAGACAUUCAUUCAAACAAAUACAUUGAACUAAGAAACGCGCACAAAUAUUAUAUCGACAUAUACAACGCGUUGUAUCAGUUGAAAACAGAAAAAGAAGAAGAAUUAAAGUCAAUUUACGAAAUGAUCAAAACAGAAUUGAUUGAUUCCAAUAAAUAUCCACCCAAAGAUAUUAUAAAAGACAUUUUACAAAUCAUUCCGUAUAACAAUCGCUAUACAAAGUCAUAUUUAUUUCUUGCCAAACUGUUUAUUGAUGAAUAUCAUGUGGAAGAAGUCAAUGAAAUCCCUAAUAUUUCAAACUUCCUGUUUUAUAAAGAAUAUGGGUUUAAAUUAAAUAAAUCUUCUGAUUUCGGAAAAGAUGAUAUUAAAAAUCUUGAUGUUCAUACAGAAAAUACAAUAUACAGAGCAAUUAUGAAUAAUGACUUAGAAAGAUUCAUCACAUUCACGGAAAGAGAUGGAUUUGAUAAAGAUCAAAAACUUGAAAGCAGUUUAUAUCCAGAAACUGACGAAGGAUAUUCAUUACUUGAAAUAUGUUGUUACCAUGGAGCAGUUGAUUGUUUCAAGUUAUUAAGAACUAAAUGCAGCUCAGAAAUAACCGAAGAAUGUCUAGAGUUUUCAUUUUUUGGAGGAAAUGCAGAGAUCAUGAGUGAAUGUUUGAAAUAUCAAAAACCAAAUGAAAAAUGCAUGAAAUGUGCAAUUAUUUCACACAACAUUGAUUUUGUAACAUUUUUGAUGAAUGAACACAAUUUUAAGAUUGAUUUAUAUUCUUGCGGAAAAAACAAAAAUCUCGAAUCCUUUUUAGUUUAUUUCGAUCAAACUAAUGAUAUAAACAAAUGCUUUGUUUAUUCACCUAUUUUUAAUAUUCGAUCCCUUAUCGAAUACUUCUUUUCACAUGGUGCGAAUGUCAAUGAAAAGGAUCAAGAUGGAAAAACCGCACUUCAUAUUGCGGCAUCUAAAAAUAAUAAAGAAACUGUCGAAGUCCUUAUUUCACUUGGUGCGAAUGUCAAUGAAAAGGAUCAAGAUGGAAAAACCGCACUUCAUGAUGCAGCAUAG
Molecule: messenger RNA, 1062 nt
Organism: Trichomonas vaginalis G3
Lineage: Eukaryota; Parabasalia; Trichomonadida; Trichomonadidae
Product: protein of unknown function (DUF3447)
Exons: 1
Coding region: 1-1062 (353 amino acids)
Molecular function (GO): protein binding
Source: RefSeq, a predicted model, not a curated record